Messenger RNA from Recurvomyces mirabilis, 831 nucleotides. RefSeq lists its product as uncharacterized. The coding region runs from base 1 to 831 and encodes 276 amino acids. The transcript has 2 exons. The record is from RefSeq and is a predicted model, not a curated record. NCBI's taxonomy places the organism in Eukaryota, Fungi, Ascomycota, Dothideomycetes, Mycosphaerellales, Teratosphaeriaceae.
AUGACUGGACCUACCACUCCUCAAAUCUUGCGGGAUACCCUUGGUCCGAUGCCGGGGAGUUUUACGGCGUUGUUUGCUGUUUGGCGAUGGGUGCACUUUCCUGUGUUGUUCUUGUUGGCUGUGAUCAUAUGCCUACGAAGCGAGGACGUCAACGACAGUCUACGGCUAGCUAUUGCCAAUAAUGUGGCCGAAGCUGCCGAGGCGAACGCUGUCGGUAAUAACACCAUGACUUACUACUAUCUGUCAUGGGUACCUGGCAUUGACGGACCUUCCAGGGCUCAGCUGCCGUUCCAAAUCACUGGUGUUGGAAGUGGGAGGACGUACACUCUGCGAGCAGGCUAUCUUGGCCCAUUCCCAGAGAACCCUUCUGAGACCGGUCCUCCUGCAAGUCUUUUCAUAGCAGCGCUGCCACAUCAAGGUAACAGUGGCGCCGAAAUGGCGAAAGACGCUACAAUCAUGCAAUGCACUCUUUGGAAUAUGACCUACAACACCACCUACAGCUACGCGGACGCAGUGCAGAAUAUUACAGCCACGAUAGACGCCUCGACUGGCUCACCUGUGUCGCCAGAGGAAAGCUUUACACUCAACGCCACGAAUGCACAUGACUACCAGAGUGACUUCCAGCGGCUAUCCUUCCAGUCCAUCUUAGACACACUCACAUAUUUUAUCAACGGUGCCAUCAGCUUCCAGGCCGGCAAUGCCAGCCAACUAACCUACUGGUCUGGCAACAAGUCCCUGAUAGCCAUGGACUCCGGUAUCGUGCGCAUGGUUUUGCUCGACACACCAGAACUCAGCUUUCUGAAGUCAAAUGCUAGUCCUGCCCUUACAUAA